Messenger RNA from Zingiber officinale, 726 nucleotides. RefSeq lists its product as uncharacterized. The record is from RefSeq and is a predicted model, not a curated record. Bases 127 to 666 code for a protein of 179 amino acids. Lineage: Eukaryota; Viridiplantae; Streptophyta; Magnoliopsida; Zingiberales; Zingiberaceae. The transcript is spliced from 3 exons.
AACCCACCACCCCUCACACACUUGCUUUUGUUUCCCUGUAAUUGCAUCUUUUUUUAUGUCAGCGCUUUCCUUCUUGUUCCUUUCUGUCUCACAAUUCUGCAAGUCCCCAAGUUUUCGCAUUCCCUCAUGAAACUGAAGCUGAGAAUUGUGUCCAAGGCAAGGCAGCUCCUGACUGCAUCCUCAGAGGAGGACAAGGUGGUCAAUAGUGAACAAUUGGACUCCAGGAGACAGAGCGCCGGCCAUGGUACAAAGGAUGAGACCUUCUUUGAUUCACAGACAUGGUUAGUAGAUUCAGAUUGUGAAGAUGAUUUUGUCAGUGUCAAUGGAGAUUUCGUUCCUUCCAGUUCCAGAAAUCAACUGGGCAACAUCUUCUCCCCUACUAGUUUUCCUGAAGUUAUCUCUGAGCCUCCGACUUAUGGGAAAAGAAGUCUUGCUGAACUUCUUCAGGAGAGUCAACUAGAUGAACUGGAAAUCAAACAAAACGAUGCCAAUCACAAGUUGAAAGUCAAUGGACAGCCAUGCCGAGAUGACAUUAAUUCUCCAGAUCACAAGGAUUCAAGUCAUCAGAAAGCUAAAAAAAUGAAGCCCAAGCAGCGUUGCUUGUCAAGCUUGGUGCAGAGUCUGAGUUUCAAGGACAGGAGGAACCGCAAUGUUAAUGAGCUCUAGUUUGCUUAACCUGUUCUCUUGUUACGCUUAAAUUAGAAUGACAGAUGCUUAUGAGUUGAA